Messenger RNA from Capronia epimyces CBS 606.96, 768 nucleotides. RefSeq lists its product as uncharacterized. The record is from RefSeq and is a predicted model, not a curated record. NCBI's taxonomy places the organism in Eukaryota, Fungi, Ascomycota, Eurotiomycetes, Chaetothyriales, Herpotrichiellaceae. Bases 1 to 768 code for a protein of 255 amino acids. The transcript is spliced from 4 exons.
AUGGCAUCAUAUCUCAUCACUGGGACCUCCCGUGGUCUGGGGUUGACUCUUGCGACUAUUCUUGCAGCCAGGCCGGAAGACCAAGUUCGCUUCAUCGUCGCUGCUGCCAGAACCAAGACUCCCGCUCUCGAGGCGCUCAUCAACAAGUAUCCCAGUCGCAUCGCUUUCGUCGAACUUGAAGUGACAAGCCAAGAGAGUAUCGACGCGGCGGUGGUCAAGGUGAAACAAGUCUUGGGCCCAAGUAGUAAUGGCGGGAUCGACAUCUUGAUCAACAAUGCAGGCAUAAUGCCAUUCAAUCCAAGCGGGAUCUUCGAAGCGACGGACCUUAUGCAUGUCCUCAACGUCAAUGUCAACGGCGUCCAACUGGUGUCGGCUGCUUUCUUGCCGCUGUUACGCCUCGGUUCGCAGAAACUCAUCUUCAACAUAAGCAGCGUCUUGGGCUCCAUCGAACUUUUCCCUCGAUUCGCAGUUUUCCCGGUUUCGACCUACAAGGUUUCGAAGGCGGCCCUCAACGCAUUGACCGUCCAGUGGUCAUUGGACCUGUCGAAGUCUGACUUCACUGUUGUCGCGGCAAGCCCCGGAUGGCUCAGAACAGACCUGGGCACCGACCAAGCCGACCUAUCUGUUGAGGAGGGAGCGAAUGGCAUUCUAGAAAUUCUGAAAGGUAUCACCAAGGCUGAUACGGGGAAAUUCUUUGAUAUCCACGUGCCUGGUUGGGACAAAACAACGUCUUUCAACCAUUAUGAGGGAGGAGUAUUGCCAUGGUAA